Molecule: messenger RNA, 6467 nt
Organism: Carassius gibelio (silver crucian carp)
Lineage: Eukaryota; Metazoa; Chordata; Actinopteri; Cypriniformes; Cyprinidae
Product: SITS-binding protein-like
Exons: 10
Coding region: 541-2625 (694 amino acids)
Source: RefSeq, a predicted model, not a curated record
UCUCCAAUUGCCAAGCGCGUGCACUCAGUGGGAAUGGGUGAUUCACCGUACACUGCGCGCUGACCGGCUCCUGACCGGGGGCCCCGGGAAUCGCUAAGCUCGCCUAAUCACUUUCUCUCGUACCUUUCUGAAGAAGUAGUAUGGAGUUACGUCACAGCAGCGCGCAAAACUGCAGUCCAAGCAAAUAAGACGCCGAGAAGCUAUUUGUAGGCAUUGCUGCCAAACCCGGGUAAGGCUGCUCACUCUUCGGCAACCAGUGCUUUAAACCUGCUACAGCACUGGAAGCAGCAUGCAUGCUUUUUUUCGAUUUAUUCUGGAAUGAUUGUGUAUGGAGAACUUGACCAGGAUCCGUUGAUGACCGGCGGCCGGUGCGCGCAACAACGCAAUUAGAUCCAAUCCAAAACUUCACGUUAACAGACAGUCGAGCGCGAAGGAGCGCGACAUGAUGACGAUUCUGCAUGUUUUACCAGAGGGAUUGUUACUUUUUAUCAUCACGUUUGAUUAGAUAUUUUUCGUCGUCUUCUUCUUUGUGAAAUCAGCAUGCCACACUCUCGCAACAGGAACCCAAGCCCGAUCCCAGAGGUGACAUGGGACACGGGGUUGAAAGAGAUGAACGAGACCUGGAAGGGGGCUAUUGCUUGCUUGGGAGUCGCUGUCUUUUUUGUCAUGACAAUUGGGAUCAUUUAUUGGCAAGUUGUGGAUCAGCCCAACAAGAACUGGGUCCUGAAGGGGAGCUUUAGUGGGCUGAUUUGGGAGAGACGGACGCAAACUCUCGUCAUACAGACACUGACUGAGGACAAGACGUUUGCGGAGAUAGACGUGGAGAACGCGGGGAACACCGAUGUUGAGGUUCCGUUCGUGAGGAACAUGUGCUGGCUUAACAAAACCGAGUUCUGCUACACUUGGGACUCGGUCGCAGAGGUGAAGAUCUCUCUGGAAACAUCAGAGGAGGACUCAGAGACCGAGUGUUACAGUGUCACCUGGACUCCAAUUCACUGUCAUGUGGACCUGAAGGAUUGUUUCUCCAUGGUGAAUAUUUCGUGGUACGGAGGUGCCAGCGUCCAUGCACCCAACUGGCCAAUAAACGAAGCCAACAUUUCCAUGCAGCCGUUCACAGUCAGCGACCUUAGGGACAACCCUUCUGGCUUCGGGUCAGUUUUAGAACGCUACUUCCUGGGGUCCUCAGGUGUGUCAGUUCUAGUGGCCCCGAACAUCCCGCUUCAUGUGGGAAUGGAGAGCAGACAGCAGUUCUGUUUGCAGACGCCGCCCAGUAUGGAGCGCAUGCCGCUGCAGUACACCGUGUGUGUCGGACACAACAUUCGAGCUGUCCAUCAGGAGUCAAUGCGUCAGCUCUCCACAGCCAGACGAGAGCUGCCAAACAUGGAUGUCUUACGGCUGCCUUUCUGGAAGCUUCUAGCGAACGUGGACUCGGGGGCCAAGCUAGAGCGAGAGCUGAGGACCUUCUCAAACCGGCUGAAGCGGCAUCACCUCGGGGAGGGGGUCAUCAGCCUCGACGAACAUUCCACUGCUCUCCUCGCAAACAUGGACCACAGCUACCUCAAUAGCAAGAAAAGGACGUCUAAGAGACAGACGAGGGACCUCCCUUUUGUAAAGCUUCUGAACAUUUCCAUCACCCUGUCCCCGUACCUGAGUGUGGAGUCGCAGCAGUUUCAGACCUCCAUUCAGGAAGGCAUUGAAGACUUCUGGCUGAGUCUGCCCUCAGGACCACAGGGUCGAGCGGUGCCUCUGUUGACUCAGUGGAAAGGAAAAUACAGUGUGAAGCUCAACAUCAGCAACCCAAAAGCCACGACUUGGUUUGUGGACAAAGUGGACAGUUUACAUAGCCAUUUGGGCAUGGAGUAUGUCAUCCUGGAAGGCGGUGAGGGGAACCCUUUCGAGGAACAGGCCCUGCGCCCCCCUCUGGCAUGGGUUGGGGAUGAAUACAUCAGACGUUUGGCUGACCUGGCAGAAAGGAUAGGGGAAAAUACCAUUGUGACCUCAGGAACAAGGUCCAGACACAAAGCGCUCUUCAUCCGUAUGAGUGCGCUGCAGUCAGACUGGAGUUACUCUGGCCUGAAGGGCAUCAUUCCAUCCCUGCUGCAUCACAGUCUUCUGGGAUAUAAUUUCUUCAUUCCUGAUGCAGUAGGAGGCUCUCUCUCUGCCGAACUGGUUGCCGAUGACGAGCUUUUCGUUCGCUGGCUGGCAAUCGCAGCUUUUCUUCCUGUCAUCAGCUUUCAGACACCUCCAUGGGUCUUUGAGAAGGAAUGGGUCCUAAACCUCACCAGAUUCUACAUAGCCAAGCACCAUGACUUUGUCAUUCCUUUGAUACUGAAAUACGCAGAGGAAUGGCAAGAUACUGGAAACCCCAUCUAUAGGCCACUGUGGUGGAUCAGUCCAAAUGACCCGAUCACGUUUACUAUUGAUGACGAGUUCCUCAUUGGAAAUGAGGUCCUUGUUGCGCCGGUUACUGAGAAAGGAGCUUUACAAAGAGACAUAUACCUCCCGGAGAGUGACUUUCAGUGGCAGAACACUAACAAUGCUCAAGUGUUUGAUGGAGGGACGUUUCUGGAAAGUUACCCGGUCGGCCUUGGUGACGUGGCGGUUUUUGUACAAUGGAGAUCAUGAGGCCUAUUUACCACUUUUUUCUAUUUUUGAAAUUUUCACUUGUGCUGAUCUCAAAUUGCACUUUCCAUAAAGACCAUAUCUGAGUCUCAAGGAACCUUGAGAUUAGUAGGAAGAUAAUUUGCACUUUAAAAAUCAAAGUGGUUUAUAUUUUCUCAUGAUUCUUAGAUCCCUCUUGUUUUCUCCACUACUUGUUUUAAUUCAUAAUUUUUUUGUUUAUUUUUUUCAGAAUGCAGUUUACAUUUGAUAGAUUCUUACAGCCUCUUAAAUUGUUAUCAUGAUAUAGAGCUAGAGAUCAAAUUCUUUGCUUAAGAACAAUCAAUGGAAUUUUAUGAAGACCAAACAAUUGCAAAAUCACAAAAAUUGCAAAAUUGAGAAAGACUUUACAAGGAAAAACGAAUGCGCUAAAUGGAUGGAGAUGAAAAUACGCUAAGCAUCACUCAUCUCAUUUCAGCGGGGUUUUUACUUGAACUUUGCUGUAUAUUUGCUGUAGUUUUGUAAUAUUUUACCUGUACCUCAAGUAUAUUUUUCAUCAUGAACUGUGAGAGAAGCACUUACUGAUAGAGUAGACUGAAACUGAGGGCUUUUAGAGUGAAUAGCACAAUUAUUUUUGUCUACAAAACAAGAAUAGUGAAGAUCAAUCAUUAGUAGUUGAAUAUGAGCCAAUGCUUUACAAAAUUUUCAUAGCUGUACAGUCUUAGUUGAAAUGCAACACACAACAAAGGAUAAACUGUUAUUUCAUAAUGGUCGUUUUUGAGAGAUUUUGAUAUUAUGCUGAUUUUAAUAAUUAUUUGUUUUUACCAGAUUAACCAAUAUGGUAUUUCUAGAUCUUAAGUAAUUCAUAAGACAUUUAUUCAAGGUAGAAUUAGAGUUUUGUAUUUACAGUAUAUCAAUUCAGGCUAAACUUGAUCAUUCAUUGCCUUAACAUUAGAAAAACUUUGACGACUGUAUUGGCAUUUGUACAUUUCGUCCCAUGAAAUCUAGUUGCUUAUUGUUAUAAAGCUGAAUUCUGCCAUUACAAAUAUUUUGGGAUAACAAAUGUAGAUCUCACAGCCCGAGGGCAACAAUUGUCCUGUAGAGUUGUGGUUUAAUGAGUCUGGGCAAAAUACAGAUGCAUUUUAUAAUAAUUUGCUAGAGGUGAUGUAUGGCAAGCUGUUUUAAGUUUAAUCUAAAACAUAUCAGUGUCUAGUUUCAUGUUACUAGUGCUUUUAGCUGCUAGAAUCUAUUCCAUUAGUAAUACGUACUAAUAAGUAUUCUUUAGCUUCUAGUGCUUAUUCUUUAGGUACUGGUACAUCAUUAAAGAUACUACUACUUAUUCAUUAGAUUCUAGUAUUAAUUAAAAUUAGAGUUUAAGAGUAGUUCAAGUUUUAAUUUAAUAGUAAUAUUUUUAAUUGAACUCUGCAGUGGCCAUUCUGACUAGUCAUAACAUAUGAUGAGUAAAAAAGCAGUUGUGACCAGUGUAAGAUUUGUUACUAGUAACAGUUACAAAAGAUACUAGUGUCUAAUAAAUAAGUACUAGUACCUAAUGAAUAACUAAUAGUAUAUAUUAAAUAAUUUUAAAUAGGAACUAGUAUUUAAUGAAUACUUAAUAGUUAAAUGUAAAAAGAUACUAGUCACUAUUGGAAUACAUACUUCUCAGAACUGAAUAGUUGAUAUCUGAAUGACAGAUUGGUACCAUUUAGAAAUGUCUUUCUAGUAACUGUAGAAUAGUAAGUGAAAGUGAAGUAAAAGUGAUGUGACAUAAAGCCAAGUAUGGUGACCCAUAAUCAGAAUUUGUGCUCUGCAUUUACCCCAUCCAAAGUGCACACAUACAGCAGUGAACACAUACAGACACACACACACACACACACACACACCAUGAACACACACCCGGAGCAGUGAUUAGUUACUAUUAACUAUUUACUAAUGAAAUACUUACUAGUAUUUAAUGAAUAAAAACUAGUAUCUUUAAAAAGUUACUAGUACCUAAUAACCACUAGUCAAUGGUAAAAAUUGUAAUUGCUUUACUAGUAACAGUAAAAUACAUACUAGUUACGAUUGAAAUAAGUAACAUCUAAUGAUAGUAUCUAAUGAUAAAUACUAUCUAAAUAUUAUAGUAAUGAUAAAUAGUAUCUAAUGAUAAAUAAGAACUAGUAUCUUUAAAAAAUUACUAGUACCUAAUGUACUGUAUAAAAUUGUACUGUAUAAAAAUUUUAAUUGCUUUACUAGUAACAGUAAAAAAACAUUGAAAUACGUAUUAGUAUCUAAUAGGGCUGUAACGAUACACCAAACCCACGAUUCGGUUCGUAUCCAGAUUUUUGACCCACGGUACGAUACAAACCAAUUCAAAAGAUAUUUUAGAUAUAAUGAAGGGAGACGUAAAAAAAAGGGACAUUGCCUUGUUUUCAUAUGGAUUACUUUAUCACAGAAUAUCUGUUUUCGGCAGCACUUGGUUUAGUUUAAAAGUAGACAUGUCAAGCUUUCUAUAGAUAUCUCUCUCAUGUCUCUUCGUUGAGUAUUCACGGAGUUACACUUCAUUUUAAUGACGUGUUUAUACAUGACGAUCAGCGCAGACAAAGGCUGCAGACAGCACACCUUGUUUGUUAUCUUUAUUUUAUAAGUGAACAAAGUUUUGUUAUUAUUAUGUCUGUAUCCAAAAAAAACAAAACUGUAAACAAAAACAAGUAGACCCUUUACAGAUUCGAUUGAUGUAUUGCUCUUAUCUGUACGAUUAAAACUGAAAGUUUAAUUUAAGUUCCUUUCGGGGUUAUCAGGAGAAAAUGACUCAUAACGCGUAUCCGCAUUAAUCAGCCCUAGGAUCUAAUGAAGACAAACUAGUAUCUUUAAAAGGUUACUAGUACCUAAUGAAUUAGCACUAGUCAAUGGUAAAAACUUGAAAGGUGUUACUAGUAACAGAAGAAUAGUUACUAGUUAUGAUUGAAAUAAGAACUAGUAUCUAAUAAAGACAAACUAGUAUUUUUAAACGGUUACUAACACCUAAAGAAUAAGUACUAUUAAAUAAUGAAUAGCACUAGUAUCUAAUGAAUAAGCAGUAGUAACUAAUGAAUAAGCUGUAGUUGUUAAUAAAUAAGCACUAGUAGCUUAUGAAUAAUCACUAUUAGUUUAUGAAUUAGCACUAGUAGCUGAAAAAAUAAGUAGUGGUAACUGAAUAAAAAGCACUAGUAGCUAGUGAAUAAGUAUUAGUAAUUAAUGAAAUACUAGUAGCUAAAAAAAAAGUACUAGUAGUAUUAAAAUUGAUGUGUUUUGGGGGUUAAAUGUUAAUAUGGCUUGCCAUAGAUGCUGCUACUUACACUCUCAUGCCUUGACAAGGUCCAAACUUGGAGCAUUGGUCCCCGUGCUAAAACUCUAAAUCACAAUCACCUCCGUGUGAAUCUACAGUGCAGAGAGAGAACGAGAACUUGAUCAGUAUCACCUGAUACAUGUGGCCUACUGGGAAUGUCCUCCUAAUCCUCACUGUGAUUUUGAACGUUUACUGUAUCUGCAGGUUUCUCAGGUCAACGAUAUCAAAUCCAAGAGAAAGAAAAUGUCUUACACCCCAGCACACUGUUGAUGUCUUAAUCUCUUGAUGCUCUUUUCAUUUGAGCAUUUACAGAGAGACUAAUUGUGAUGAUCUUAUGAAGAAUGGUGUUUCGGGAGCCUUUUUUGCUUGUAUUUUAUAUGAAAAUGCUGCGCUAUGAAAGCAAUAUGUUGAAAUGUUCCCUGCUGAGCAACCUUCAACUUUUUUGUAAGAAUCAGUUGCCACAAGCCAAUCAGUAAUAUGCAUAUAUCAUAUGACUGCCAUUUUCUGUCUUCUGUCAAUCUGAAAAAUAGAGAUGUCAAUCUGCAAUAAAGUUUACAUUUUGUUA